Messenger RNA from Chondrus crispus (carragheen), 648 nucleotides. RefSeq lists its product as hypothetical. NCBI's taxonomy places the organism in Eukaryota, Rhodophyta, Florideophyceae, Gigartinales, Gigartinaceae. Bases 1 to 648 code for a protein of 215 amino acids. Gene Ontology annotation, cellular component: nucleus. The record is from RefSeq and is a predicted model, not a curated record. The transcript has a single exon.
AUGCAGUCAGAAUACCAUCCGGGAAGCAUGAGAGGAGGUGGUCACCGCUCCUCGCACCCUAUGACUUCAUCGCGACGCGAAUCUUCAAGAGGAGGCUUCUGGGACACUGUCAUGGACAGAAAGGACGGAGGUAGUGCGCAGCUUGGCUCAGGCUCAUCAUUCCACAUGUCAGGGAAUUCAUCGCCCCCUUCGCAUAUACACCCAGCGCAGUCUUUUCAUGUUGGUUCCUCGGCGAGUAGUCGGGUUUCCUCAAGACAUUCUGCGCCAAAGCGUUUCGCAUGCACACAAUGCAACUCUACGUACGGCAGUCCCAAGGAGCUUCAGAUGCACAUGAUUCAGAUGCACACGAAGAAAACCCAUGAGUCUGAUCGGCCGUACACCUGCGAGGUCUGCAAGAACAAGUUUUCACAAAAAAGUCACCUCAAUCAACACAGGCGAACAGUCCACGAAAAAGUGCGACCACACGUCUGUGAUCUUUGUCCCAAAGCGUUCGGCAAGAAAUACGACCUCGCCUCCCAUAGAGACGCAGUACAUGCGAAUGAGCGACGUCACCAAUGUGAUUUUUGUGACAAGAAAUUCGCAAAAAGGUCAAAUUUGACACGACACAAGGAGAAACUCCAUAAGAAUGGGACUUACUCACGAAAGUAA